Messenger RNA from Oldenlandia corymbosa var. corymbosa, 4153 nucleotides. The record is from the annotation of a GenBank genome assembly. Lineage: Eukaryota; Viridiplantae; Streptophyta; Magnoliopsida; Gentianales; Rubiaceae.
CUCUUUUCCUCUCUCACAAGUCGUAUAAUUUAUAAAAUAGAAAAUAGAAACCAAACGAGGGGAGAAAAGUAGUCGUGGUGAUAUUUCCAUCACAACAUACCAUUUUAAUUUUUGUCCCAAUAAAUAAUAAUAAAUAUAAAAGGUAUAAAAAGGAAAAAUACCUCUUUUUAUUUUUUUCCCCCUCUCCACUCUUUCCCUGUACUGUGUGAGUCUAUUCGUCUGGGUGUCGUGGCGGCGACCCUUUGCAAUUCUGCAAUCUUUCUCGAUACCUCUAUAAACCCUUCCUUCUCCAGGAACUCUCCUUCUACAAUAAGUUUCCUGAAUCACUAUCCAAUUUUGAUUUCUCUUUUUUUUUUGUUUUUUAUUUUAAUUGGGGAUAAGGGUUCUUAAUCUCUUAGGAAUUCUUUUAGCAAAUUAUAUUCAAGAACAGCUUCAGUGUUGUUCUACUCUUUUUUUUUUUUUUUUGGUUCUUCUUAUACUUAAAAUUAAAAAAACGACUACUUGAUUUGGAUUGUAAGAGAAGAAGCAAACGUCACUUGGCACAAGGACUCAUCCAGAAGGGAUAGAGAACGUGUUUUGAAUUUGAGGAAGUAGAGGGAAAAAAAUUCGAUCUUGGGUCAUGGCAGCCAUAGCUCAAUCCUCCGGUCGUAUCCUUCGACACCCUUUUAGUUUGUUGUGUGUUUAUCUGCUUCCUUGAUUCGAGUUCUAUUUGUUUUUGCUGUUUUUUUUUGGUUAAUUAUUUCUUAUUAUCUGGGUUUAUAGAGGGUUUAUGAAUUUUGUGCUUUUCGUUUCUAAUUUCUUUUUGGUUACGAUUUGUUCUGAAAAUGUCUUCUCAGUGAUUUAUGGGGGGUUUUGCUUUCUUUCGCAAAGCUUCCUUAAUUUUGGUUAGGCGUCUCUAUAGUAGCUGAAGAAUAAGCCUGUAAAAGCGGGUCAUAAUGGAUUGUUUGUUUGAUGGAUGUUUGGUGAAUCAAUUUCAUGAUUGCUGGAUGCUAUUCUUUAACUGUUAAUCAUCUCAGAAGCAGCAGAUUUGCUACAGAAACUAACCUUGGAUUCGCUGGACAAGCCUCUCCAAGCUGCCGAACCUGCAAAGAAGGGUUCUGCUGUCAAGUAUGGAGUUGACGUGGCAGGUAGUCAGAUGAAUGGUUUUAGCAAACCGUUUGAGAGGACUGCCAGUCCUCAUCCCGACUUUAUGAACCCCAGUAUGUUCUACAGUCCAAGUGGAUAUCCAUCUUCAACAUAUUAUUACGGAGGUUUCAAUGGGUCAUCUGUUGGCGACUGGGACCACUAUGGAAGUACUAAUGGGGUUGAGAUACCUCCUGGUGUGUAUGGAGAUUACCAAAACAGUUACAGCUAUGCACCUUAUGGCACAUACUCAUCUACUGGGUGUACUCCUGAUACUGCGCUUUAUGGACCCCAGCACUUCCAGUAUCCUACCUGUUACAUCCCGCCUUCUGCUGUUAGCAACGGGACUUACGUACCCAAUGGAGUAAACUCUGCACAAAAAGAUUCAACAUCUCUUGCUGCUGAUUCUGUGCAGCUAUCAACAGGAACGGUCAAAGUAAAUCAAAAUUUUUCUGCAAAUGAUGUCCUCUCCAAUGACAUGUCAAAAUCAUCCAGACCAAACUAUCACAAUCCAAAUGUGAAGUCGAAUGAUUUCUAUGGAUGGGGAGGCUUGUCAACAGUGGGUUCGGCAAACACAUCAACAUUCUCGUAUGGGCAUAACUAUGCUCCUGUGAGGAAUCAAAAUCUGAGUCAUCUUCCACAUUAUAUGGGUAUGCAACAACCAGCAGCAGGAUCUGGAAUGGACCGCACUGGAUACGUGAGUCGGAUGUAUCCCAGUAGUCGGAUGUUUAAUCAAUACCCAAAUGCAUCUAGACGUGGUGCAGGGUAUUUUUCCAGUGGCUAUGAACCCAGGAUAAAUGGCCGCGGCUGGUUGGCUGUUGAUUACAAGUAUAGGUCGAAGUUUCGUGGGAAUAACUUUACUGGAUCUGGUAAUGAAAGUCUCAAUGGCUUAAAUGAAGUAAACAAGGGACCUCGUGCUAGAGUGUUCAAGGAUCAAAAGGAUUCUGACUCCACUACUUUGGAGGUUGGCAGCCUGAGUGUUACUUUGAAGAGUGUUACUUUGGAUGGGAAAAGUGGUGAGGAUAAUUCAAUAUGUACAGAUAGGGAGCAAUACAACCGAGAUGAUUUUCCUGAGUCGUACUCAGAUGCUAAGUUCUUUGUAAUAAAAUCGUAUAGUGAGGAUGAUGUCCAUAAAAGCAUUAAAUAUCGUGUGUGGACAAGCACUCCGAAUGGGAACAAAAAACUUGAUGCAGCAUUUAAGGAAGCUCAAGAAAAGGAGAAAUCCGGUGGAUGCCCUGUGUUCCUCCUAUUCUCUGUUAAUGCAAGUGGCCAGUUUGUCGGUCUUGCUGAAAUGACUGGUCCAGUUGAUUUUGACAAAAGUCUGGAACAUUGGCAGCAGGACAAGUGGACUGGUUGCUUCCCUGUAAAGUGGCAUCUUGUGAAAGAUGUUCCCAAUACCGUGUUGCGGCACAUUACUCUGGAAAAUAAUGAGAAUAAACCUGUGACAAACAGCAGGGAUACUCAAGAGGUUAUGUUAGAGCAAGGGAAUGAAAUAGUUAAAUUAAUAAAAGGUCAUUUAAGCAUUACGUGCAUUCUGGAUGAUUUUGAGUUCUAUGAAGGGCGUGAAAAGGCGAUGCAAGAGAAAAAGGCUAAGCAGCCGCAGUUUAAUAAGCAUCAGGUUGGCGAUUCCGCAGUACUUGGCUCGGACAAGACUGAAAUAGCAAGUAAACAAGCAGCGCAGACAUCUGUUAGCAGUAGUUCACCAUUGCCGGAGGAGUCAGAAGCUGCAAAAGCUACUUAAUUUUGUCUCUGAAAUUAUCAAAUUUAUAUUUGAAAAGUUGAUCUUCGCUUCUUUUUUUUCCAUAUUAUUCUCUUGUCGCAGUAAGUUUUUCUUUCAGAAGAUAUAGAUGAUAGGAUAGAAAAGAGACUACUGCAGCAAUGAUCUGUUGACUGCAUUUGGUUUUACAACAAUGAAAUUUGCAUCUUUUCGCUUUUUUCUUCAUCUUUUUUUUUCCCUUAUAUUGAUUGCUGAACCUGCAUUCUUCUCAAGUAUUGUGCUUUAAUUAGCAUCAGCUUAUUGUUUAUGUCUCGUUUCCUUAACCUUAUUGCCCCCGAAAACCAUCAGCAUAGUAUUGGGCUGAAGACUUUUGAACAUCUGCUGUCCAACACAGAAAUUAAGACAUUUCUGCUUCUAGGUGGUCUCAGGUUUCAGCGAAAUAGAGUUUUUCUUGAAGAGCCUUCCAAGUUUUCAGCAAACGAUGAUGAAUUGUUAUUAGCUUGGUUGUUUUUUGUCAUUUGGUUUGGUGGUUGAGUGAAGUUAAACUAGUGAUCUGUUAGCUUCACACAGUGCAAAAUCAAUCGCAAAUGAGCAUCAGACUUCAAAAAUACUACAAAACAAGAUCAACAGGCACAUUUCUUGUUACAAACAACAUAAUCCAACUAAUUACAUUCUUGCAAAGUACUUCAGUUUUUUGUUUUGAUCUUAAAACACUGCUUACUGCCAUAUGCUUUUUAUGUGCUGAAUGUGCCUGAAAUCCCAAUUCAUCACCACAGGUCCAUCCAUUCUCCUGAUUACAAAGCUUUCAACCAGCACAUAGCAUCCAAAUUCCUUCCAACCACCAUUUCCUUGAUACUGUUCUGUUCUCUCUACCUUUAAUUGCCUUUCUUUCCCAGCUUUCCAUCUACCUCUUUCUUGCUCCCAUUUCACCCUUUGGACCAAUUCUACAGUCAGCCCCACUUUUGUUUCCUUUCCCGCGGCGUUUCCCCGACUCCUGAACCAUAUUACCCCGUCUACCACAUUGCUCUCGACCCACUCAGCUCUGUUUCCAGCAACAUACACAGUUUCUCCAUCCAGAUUGACAUCAACAGUCACAGAUUUGCCAUCACAAUACUGAUUUCGACACGAAAAGAUCUGUUCCCACUGUUGCUCUAAUGUCACCUGAUAAAAAGGAGACCUUUUCAGCUGAUCUUUCAAUUUCAUUGCACCUUCCUUCACAAACAUGAAAGGACUAUACCAUUCCCCAACCACAACAGCCUCGGAAGUCUUGUAUGUUGGCGCGAAGUUGAAGUCUGGCUGACGAGCACGUAGGGA